UACUGAUUGAUAUCUGGGAGCGUUCGGUACAGCAAAGUGAAGGAGGUUAGCUAGCUGGCUAAUAUACUGCGUAGACGGCCAAAGACGCAACACAGCACUGGGUUUAUGCUACGAUUUUCAACGUUGACAGUACAAAAAUCAAUUCAAAUUUGAUAGAAUUGGGUCGAUGAAGUCAACUUAUAGCUGCAUCCUUUAGUUAGCUAGCUAACUAACCUCUACCUAUUUGGAAGAAUGAUAGACAGUUAAGCGAGUUAAAUGCAGUUAGCUUUCCAGGUAGCUCGCUAGCUGCUACCUAAUCAGUUUGCAUACAAAGGUCGCUAGAGUACAUGACCAUAGAGCUAAUGCUACUAGCUAGCCAUGCUUCAGCUACAGGGUUGACAAGUAGCCUAUCUACAGUUUUGAUAAACAAAAAUUAUUAUUUUAUUUUUGCUAUAGAGGACAACAGAGCAGAGGUCAACGUUGUUAUAUAGUUAGCAAUAAGGAACAAACCUUCUGCACACAGAACUGCUCCAGGAACAAGAUGAUGAAAAAUUGGGCGGUAAUUGGCGGCAUAGCGGCUGCCGUGGCGGCCGGUGUUUAUGUCCUGUGGGGUCCUAUUACAGAGAGGAAGAAGCGAAAAAAAGGCAUGGUGCCCGGCCUGUUGAAUUUGGGAAACACCUGCUUCAUGAACUCCUUGCUCCAGGGCUUGGCGGCGUGUCCUUCCUUCAUCGAGUGGCUGGACGAGUUCUCGGGCCAGAGGGGCGCGAGUCACGGCCAUGAUGACCAGGAGAGGGACCCCAAACUGUCCAGAACCCUUCUGCAGCUGCUCAGGGCUCUGUCCAGCCAUGACCCUGGAGAGGAGGAUGUCCUUGACGCAGGGUGCCUCUUGGAUGUCCUCAGGCUUCGCAGGUGGCAGAUCAGCUCUUUUGAGGAGCAGGAUGCCCACGAACUCUUUCAUGUCCUCACGUCGUCCUUAGAAGAGGAGCGGGAUCGUUUGCCCAGGGUCACCCACCUGUUCGACAUGCAGUCCCUGGAGAGUCCCCAAGAGUCCGGCGAGAAGAACUUGAGCUGUAGAAGUCGAGGCCCUCUUCACCCUAUCACUAGCACAUGGAAGUCCCAGCAUCCUUUCCACGGACGACUGACAAGUAACAUGAUAUGCAAGCGCUGUGAACAGCAGAGUCCAGUGCGGUACGAUUCCUUUGACAGUCUUUCACUAUCCAUCCCGUCUGCACCAUGGGGCCGACCUGUUACUCUGGACCACUGUCUCCAGCAUUUCAUUUCCUCUGAGACCAUCAAGGAAGUGGAGUGUGAGAACUGUACAAAGAUCCAGGCGGCGGGUGCACUGAAUGGGGAGUUCAUACCAAACCAGAGGACGACCUUCAUUAAACAGCUUAAACUGGGCAAGCUUCCCCAGUGCCUGUGCAUACACCUGCAGAGACUGACGUGGUCGAGCGAGGGCACCCCCAUUAAGAGGCAGGAGCAUGUGCAGUUCACAGAGUACCUGUCCCUGGACUACUACAAGCACCGCCUGUCCAGCCGGGGGUCCCAGGAGUUCAGCGGGGUGCCCAAACCUGCCAGAGCUGAGGCUCAUGGGAAGACCCCUCCCAACGGCGCAGGCGCAGAACACUGCAGCAACAACAACAAGCCGUUGUCGAACGGAGCCUGCCCGUCCGUCCUCUUCCACACACCUGUGCUGGGCCUCCAGGUCUCCUCAGCCCACGACCACAGCUCCUCCACCUAUCUCUUCCGGCUUACCGCCAUCCUGGUACACCACGGCGACAUGCACUCCGGACACUUCGUCACGUACCGCCGCUCCCCGGCCCCGCCGCGAGGCCCCUCCCCCUUCAGCGCCCAGUGGCUGUGGGUGUCGGACGACGCGGUGCGCCGGGCCAGCCUGCAGGAGGCGCUGUCGUCCAACGCCUACCUGCUCUUCUACGAGAGGGUACGGCGGCCCAGCUUCAGACUGGAGGAGUGACGGGGCGGGGUUAACGAUGGGCCCCGCCCCCCAAACCCCGCGUCACCUUCUGCCCGCGUACGUGCCACACAGACUUUCCUCGAGACUCCUCCCACCACCGUGCAGUGCUCCAAUCAAAUCAUUGCCCCUUUUAUGGCUUUCCAUUGACCUCCAAAGAGGGGGAGGAGCCCAAACGUAAAAUGUCCUUUUAUGGUCGUCAUAGGCCACUGACUCGCUCACUUCCUCCUUUUAUUUGCUCCCAACCACCCCCCCCCCCCCAUCUGAACUCCCUAUGAGACAGAGCCUGUCAGUGAAUCGGCGUGUGCUGUCAGGGGUCAGGGGUCAAAGGUCAGAUAAAGCUGUGAAGAGUAGCAUAAGGCAUCACGGUGUGGCAGGAGCAGAGUGAUGGAACCUACAGAAGCCACUGCGGAGCCAAAAUGGGGCCCCGUCCCCAAAAUGGCCGCCCAUCAUCAAUAAAGGCCGGCUUCGGAAGAGCUGGACAGGUGUUGUACAUUGCUCGGAUGCACCUGUUCGUUCUUCUGAAUCAUGGACUCCGAAAAACGACUAAAUGUUCAAAUGGAGCAGGUGAGUGGAACAAAAGUACCUCGUUCUUGUCCGAGAUGGAAAAUGCCUCAUUUUACGUGUUUCUCAGUUGAGAUACCUGUCUAAUGCAUAAAAACCUUUCUUUAUGCUCCUGUGGAAGAGGGUCAUUGGUGGUUCAGGUACUAUGUUACACGGUCUGAAUUGG
This is a messenger RNA of Anguilla anguilla (European eel), 2681 nucleotides long. Its product is annotated as ubiquitin carboxyl-terminal hydrolase 30-like. Bases 521 to 1954 code for a protein of 477 amino acids. The transcript has 14 exons. Gene Ontology annotation, cellular component: cytosol; nucleus. Gene Ontology annotation, molecular function: cysteine-type deubiquitinase activity; cysteine-type endopeptidase activity. The record is from RefSeq and is a predicted model, not a curated record. Gene Ontology annotation, biological process: protein deubiquitination. NCBI's taxonomy places the organism in Eukaryota, Metazoa, Chordata, Actinopteri, Anguilliformes, Anguillidae.